Messenger RNA from Hydractinia symbiolongicarpus, 2582 nucleotides. Its product is annotated as lysophospholipid acyltransferase 5-like. Gene Ontology annotation, cellular component: membrane. Gene Ontology annotation, biological process: phosphatidylcholine biosynthetic process; lipid modification. Gene Ontology annotation, molecular function: 1-acylglycerophosphocholine O-acyltransferase activity; lysophospholipid acyltransferase activity. The transcript has 17 exons. The coding region runs from base 139 to 1611 and encodes 490 amino acids. NCBI's taxonomy places the organism in Eukaryota, Metazoa, Cnidaria, Hydrozoa, Anthoathecata, Hydractiniidae. The record is from RefSeq and is a predicted model, not a curated record.
AAACAAGUGCUAUAGUUUGAUUUAAGAAAAGAGUUGCUGUGUGGAUCUAAAUUUCAACACAUUCCGUUUUCCAUAUAUUAUUAUGUUGGUUAAUAGUUUAUUAUUUAUAACAUUUAGUACAAUUACAUUAUAUAAACAAUGGAGCUGAAUAUUGAGGAUUUUAAUCGACAAAUUAAUUCUGCACUGGUUGGCGGAAAACGCGGCUUUGAAUUUAUUGAUGUUGAUGUGCUAGCAAAAAUGAUAGGAGCUUCGGAAGUUGCUCUUCGAUUUCUCAUUGGAGUAUUUGCAGGUUUCCCACUUGCAUUCAUCUACUUAUAUAUGUCCAACCUUAGUGUUUACAGAAAGCAUGUUUAUUUUAUAUUCACUGGAGUUCUGAUCAACUAUUUUUGCUUUGGGUCAGAUUUUGUGUACAACCUGUUCAGUAUUUUAGUGUCAUAUGCUAGCAUAGCAUGGUUUGGUGGUACAAUAUACAAUGUGAUAUUUGCAUUCGUGUUUAAUACUAUCUACUUGUUGGCAGGCUACAUUUUAAAUGCAUCAGACGGUUAUGAUGUAAAGUGGACAACUCCGCAAUGCAUAUUGUGUAUGCGAUUAAUAGGUUUAACAUGGGAUAUUUAUGAUGGAAUAAAGAAGAAAGAACAGCUAAGUUCAGAUCAAAUAGAUCAUUGCAUUGAAGUCAAACCGACCCUUAUAGAGAUAUUUGGAUUUUCCUAUUGCUUUUGUGGAUUUCUCGGUGGCCCACAGUUUUCCUUCAAGCGUUACUUGAAGUUUGUUCAAAACUCCUUGGUUGAUGACGAAGCAUUAGAUCAAAUUUCAACUAGGUAUUUUGAAAGUGCUAAGCGUUUUCUUGCAGCCUUUUGUGUGAUGAUUAUGUACGCAGUAUUUGAUCCGUAUUACCGUUGUGAUGACCAACUUACUGCAGAAUUUUUGGACAAGCCGUUUCUUUGGAAAGUCUUACAGAUGGGAUUAAUAUAUUAUGUCCAAUUUUCAAAAUAUGUUAUUGUCUGGUGGUUCUGUGAAAGCAUAUGUAUUUUAAUUGGAUUAAGCUAUGAAGGAGUCGAUAAGAACGGUUGUGCUAAGUGGAAUGGACUGAGAAACUUCAAGUUGAGACAGUUCAUCUUUGGCCCAUUUUUUCAGGACAUCAUUGAGAGCUUCAACAUCAAUACUAAUCAAUGGGCUGGAAGGUAUUUGUUCCGCCGUUUAAAAUUUCUAAACAACAAAACUUUAUCACAUGUGCUGACGUUACUUUACCUUUCUGUAUGGCAUGGUUUUUAUGUUGGCUAUUUUAUCAUGUUUACGAUGGAGUUUCUAAGUGUUAUUGCAGAGCGACAGCUGUGCUUUGCCUGCAGAAAUAUGUUUGGAAUGACGUUUUCAGAGCUUCCAUUGCUGUUGAGAAUACCGGUUCAUGUGUUUGGUGCCGUGUUUAAAUUUUUAUCGUGUGGAUUUUUUGUACAAUCUUUUAUGUUGUUGAGAUGGAGACGCAUCAAAGUGGUUUAUUCGUCCGUAUAUUACUGGCCUGUAAUUGUUCUCUUGACGUGUAUCGUGGUUAUUGUACCGACACUCACAUUGUUGACGAAAAAAUUAAAACGGAAACAAGAUAAGAAGAAUGAGUAGUUGAUAAGGAGUCUGGUAAUUAACUUGGUAAGGAGUGUGUGUGGUAAUCAAUAACUUUGAAAUUUUUAAUAUAUCAAAAAUUUAACGACAACUUUUAAUGUUUAUGUUUUUAAAGAAUAUUUUAAAAAAUGAUAAAUAAAAAUAACAAGAAUUAGAGGUAGAAUUUUUCUCGGCCAAAUUGAUAAUUGAACGGCCAAAAGCAUUUUUAUGUAUUAUGUAAUUUAUUUGAAAUUUAUGAAUUUUUAUUUUAUACUUGAAUUAUGAUAUAAUGUAUUUAAUUUACGUUAUAUAACUUUAGAGAUAAUUAAAAUUAUAGAAGAAAAUGCGGAUAGGAAGGAAUGAAUUAUUACGAAUACUCGGGGGAGAUGGAGGGGGAAGGGGUCCCCUAGUAUAAAAAGGUUGAUGUGUGCAAUAAUUCAUUUAUUUUUAUCCUUCCCCCUCCUCUACUAAGUGAGGUGAGAUAAAUGCCAUCAACAACAUUCACGUGAAAUAACACCCCAAAAUUUUCAGCAGUAAAAACAUGUGUUGUCAAAGAAAAUGAUGACGUCAUAGAAAUUUUUUGACGUCGGCAAAUUUUAUCUCCACCAUUCAGUUCAUUUAAUGCUAUUCAAUAUUUUCGCUUAAAUUAUGUUUGGGCUGUUUAACCUCCCCCCUCCCCCCUUUACCCCACUUGCACCCAAAGAAGUGUUAAAUUUAACAAAAAUGUUCUGGUCUAGUAUCAGCUUUUAGAAAUUUUAUGGUUAGUCUCAUUUGUACGAGUUCUAUCGUAACUAAUGACGGCUUUGUUUUGUUCAGAGAUUAAAGCAAAUUGUAAUUUUUGAACAGAUAGCGUAUGUACGCCUGAAGAACAUUCAAGCGAAUUAUAGACUUGUAUUAUUUUAUAUUUAUAUAUUAUGUUUUUGAAAUGAGAUAUAAAAAUGAAAAGUACUUGUAGAAAACAUAUCGUUGAAAAACAUAGUUUAUUGGUUAAA